Molecule: messenger RNA, 7493 nt
Organism: Vitis vinifera (wine grape)
Lineage: Eukaryota; Viridiplantae; Streptophyta; Magnoliopsida; Vitales; Vitaceae
Product: pre-mRNA-processing-splicing factor 8A
Exons: 26
Coding region: 192-7235 (2347 amino acids)
Biological process (GO): spliceosomal tri-snRNP complex assembly; mRNA splicing, via spliceosome
Cellular component (GO): catalytic step 2 spliceosome; U5 snRNP
Molecular function (GO): pre-mRNA intronic binding; U1 snRNA binding; U5 snRNA binding
Source: RefSeq, a predicted model, not a curated record
CAAACCCCACUCUCUCACUGCUUGUUUUCUCUCUCUACGGAGAGUCCAUUACCCUUCACCACAAAACCCCCAAAACCCUAGGGCUUCUCCAUCGAAGCUCUCCACUCAAGUCUCUUGCUCUUAUUUUCCACAAAUUUUCCGUACAGAUCAAUCCGCUGGAUAGGGUUUCGUGAUUCAAUCAUAGCACCACCAUGUGGAACAGCGGCCAGAUUGCGCCGCCCGGCACCGGCGGCUCCACGAUUCCACCUCCUCCUGCAGCUCAGCCUUCGUACACGGUCUUACCGUCGCCGGCGGAGGCCGAGGCUAGGCUUGAAGAAAAGGCGCGUAAAUGGAUGCAGCUGAAUUCGAAGCGGUAUGGCGACAAGAGGAAGUUCGGGUUCGUGGAGACACAGAAGGAGGAUAUGCCUCCGGAGCAUGUUAGGAAGAUUAUCAGAGACCAUGGGGACAUGUCCUCAAAAAAAUAUCGUCAUGAUAAACGUGUAUAUCUUGGAGCCCUUAAAUUCAUUCCACAUGCAGUUUACAAGCUUCUUGAAAACAUGCCAAUGCCUUGGGAACAGGUCCGUGAUGUGAAGAUUUUAUACCAUAUUACUGGAGCGAUCACAUUUGUAAAUGAAAUACCAUGGGUUGUUGAACCUAUAUAUUUAGCUCAGUGGGGUACAAUGUGGAUCAUGAUGCGAAGGGAGAAGAGGGAUCGUCGGCAUUUCAAGAGAAUGCGGUUUCCCCCAUUUGAUGAUGAGGAACCUCCAUUGGACUAUGCUGAUAAUCUGUUAGAUGUGGACCCUUUAGAGCCAAUUCAAUUAGAGUUAGAUGAAGAAGAAGAUUCUGCUGUUUACACUUGGUUUUAUGACCAUAAGCCUCUUGUCAAAACAAAGCUUAUAAAUGGCCCUAGUUACCGGAAAUGGCAUCUUUCCCUCCCAAUCAUGGCAACUCUUCAUCGACUUGCAGGCCAGCUGCUUUCUGAUUUAAUUGACCGCAAUUAUUUCUACUUGUUUGAUAUGGAGUCAUUCUUUACAGCUAAGGCACUGAACAUGUGCAUACCUGGAGGACCUAAAUUUGAGCCCUUAUAUCGCGACAUGGAGAAGGGAGAUGAGGACUGGAAUGAAUUCAAUGACAUUAACAAGCUUAUCAUUCGGUCACCACUCAGGACGGAAUAUAGAAUUGCAUUCCCUCAUCUUUAUAAUAAUAGGCCCAGGAAAGUAAAGCUUUGUGUGUAUCAUACUCCUAUGAUUAUGUACAUUAAAACUGAGGAUCCUGAUUUACCUGCGUUCUAUUAUGAUCCUUUGAUACACCCUAUCACCACCAUUAACAAGGACCGGCGUGAGAAAAAAAAUUAUGAAGAAGAGGAUGAUGAUGAUUUCUUUUUGCCAGAAGAGGUGGAACCUUUGUUAACAAAAACAGCACUUUAUAGUGACACCACGGCUGCAGGUAUUUCACUGUUGUUUGCACCACGCCCUUUUAAUAUGAGAUCUGGUCGGAUGAGGCGGGCUGAAGAUAUACCCCUUGUGUCAGAGUGGUAUAAGGAACACUGCCCUCCAUCAUAUCCGGUUAAAGUUCGGGUCAGCUACCAGAAAUUGUUGAAAUGUUUUGUGUUGAAUGAGCUGCAUCACAGACCACCCAAGGCUCAGAAGAAAAAACACUUGUUCCGGUCUCUCCAAGCUACAAAGUUCUUCCAAACUACAGAACUAGAUUGGGCUGAAGCGGGUCUCCAAGUUUGUAAGCAAGGGUAUAACAUGUUGAAUCUGUUGAUACAUAGGAAAAAUUUGAAUUACCUUCAUCUUGAUUAUAAUUUUAAUCUGAAGCCGGUGAAGACUCUCACUACAAAAGAACGUAAAAAGUCACGAUUUGGUAAUGCUUUUCAUCUCUGCCGUGAAAUCCUUCGUUUGACGAAGCUUGUAGUUGAUGCCAAUAUCCAGUUCCGUUUGGGAAAUGUGGAUGCAUUCCAAUUGGCUGAUGGGUUGCAAUAUACAUUUUCACAUGUUGGCCAGUUGACUGGAAUGUACCGCUACAAGUACAGGCUUAUGCGGCAGAUCAGAAUGUGCAAGGACUUGAAGCACUUGAUUUAUUACCGCUUCAAUACUGGACCUGUGGGGAAAGGCCCGGGAUGUGGAUUCUGGGCACCAAUGUGGAGGGUGUGGCUGUUCUUCCUUCGUGGUAUAGUGCCUCUGUUGGAAAGGUGGUUGGGAAAUUUACUUGCACGGCAAUUUGAAGGGCGCCAUUCAAAGGGGGUGGCCAAGACUGUUACAAAGCAACGUGUCGAAAGCCAUUUCGACUUGGAGCUUCGAGCUGCUGUUAUGCAUGAUGUUCUUGACGCUAUGCCAGAGGGCAUUAAGCAGAAUAAAGCAAGAACUAUCCUGCAGCAUCUUAGUGAAGCGUGGCGUUGUUGGAAAGCAAAUAUUCCAUGGAAGGUGCCUGGUUUGCCAGUUCCCAUUGAGAAUAUGAUUCUUCGUUAUGUCAAGUCAAAAGCGGAUUGGUGGACAAAUGUUGCCCACUAUAAUCGUGAACGUAUAAGAAGGGGUGCUACAGUUGAUAAGACAGUUUGUCGAAAGAACCUUGGUAGAUUGACUCGCCUUUGGCUGAAGGCAGAACAGGAACGCCAACAUAAUUACUUGAAGGAUGGUCCAUAUGUCACACCAGAAGAAGCAGUGGCCAUUUACACUACCACUGUGCAUUGGUUAGAGUCAAGAAAGUUCUCCCCAAUUCCAUUCCCUCCAUUGUCUUACAAGCAUGACACAAAGCUUCUUAUCCUUGCUUUGGAGAGAUUGAAGGAAUCGUACAGUGUGGCUGUGAGGUUAAACCAACUACAGAGAGAAGAGUUGGGUCUUAUUGAACAAGCUUAUGAUAAUCCACAUGAGGCUUUAUCACGGAUUAAGCGUCACCUGCUUACACAGCGUGCCUUCAAAGAAGUUGGCAUUGAGUUCAUGGACCUGUAUAGUUAUCUAAUUCCAGUUUAUGAGAUUGAACCUCUUGAGAAGAUCACAGAUGCAUAUCUUGACCAAUAUUUAUGGUAUGAAGGUGAUAAGCGUCAUCUCUUUCCGAACUGGAUUAAGCCUGCAGAUUCAGAGCCACCUCCGCUUUUAGUGUAUAAAUGGUGUCAAGGUAUAAACAAUUUACAAGGAAUAUGGGACACAAGUGACGGGCAAUGUGUAGUCAUGCUUCAAACAAAGUUUGAGAAGUUCUUUGAAAAGAUUGAUUUAACAAUGUUAAACAGGCUUCUACGCUUAGUUCUUGACCAUAAUAUUGCUGAUUAUGUCACUGCAAAGAACAAUGUUGUGCUGUCUUACAAGGACAUGAGUCACACUAACUCAUAUGGCCUUAUACGUGGUCUUCAGUUUGCUUCAUUUGUUGUACAGUAUUAUGGACUUGUGUUGGAUCUCUUGCUUCUUGGAUUGACUAGAGCCAGUGAAAUUGCUGGUCCUCCACAGAUGCCAAAUGAGUUCAUUACUUAUUGGGAUACCAAAGUUGAAACCCGGCAUCCAAUUCGGUUGUAUUCUAGGUACAUUGACAGGGUACAUAUAUUGUUCCGCUUUACCCAUGAAGAGGCUCGGGAUCUUAUUCAGCGGUAUCUCACUGAGCAUCCUGAUCCAAACAAUGAAAAUAUGGUUGGAUAUAACAAUAAGAAGUGUUGGCCAAGAGAUGCCAGAAUGAGGCUCAUGAAACAUGAUGUCAAUCUUGGGAGAAGUGUGUUCUGGGAUAUGAAGAAUCGUCUUCCUCGAAGUAUCACAACAUUAGAGUGGGAGAACAGCUUUGUAUCUGUAUACAGCAAGGACAAUCCAAACUUGCUUUUCAGCAUGUGUGGAUUUGAAGUUCGGAUACUGCCUAAGAUAAGAAUGACCCAAGAGGCAUUCAGCAAUACCAGAGAUGGAGUUUGGAAUUUGCAGAAUGAACAGACCAAAGAAUUGACUGCUGUUGCAUUCUUGCGGGUUGAUGACGAGCACAUGAAAGUGUUUGAGAAUCGUGUAAGGCAAAUCCUUAUGUCUUCAGGAUCAACAACAUUCACAAAAAUUGUCAACAAAUGGAACACGGCUCUAAUAGGUCUCAUGACAUAUUUCCGUGAAGCAACAGUCCAUACUCAAGAACUGUUAGAUUUGCUGGUCAAAUGUGAAAAUAAAAUUCAAACCCGUAUCAAGAUCGGAUUGAAUUCAAAAAUGCCUAGCAGGUUUCCUCCCGUGAUUUUUUACACCCCAAAAGAAAUUGGAGGACUUGGCAUGUUAUCAAUGGGUCACAUAUUGAUUCCUCAAAGUGAUCUCAGAUACAGUCAGCAGACUGAUGUUGGUGUAACUCAUUUUAGGAGUGGAAUGAGUCAUGAAGAAGACCAGCUGAUUCCAAAUCUUUAUAGAUACAUACAACCAUGGGAGAGUGAGUUCAUAGAUUCACAGCGUGUUUGGGCUGAGUAUGCACUGAAGAGGCAGGAAGCACAGUCACAAAACAGGAGAUUGACCCUUGAAGAUCUGGAAGAUUCAUGGGAUAGGGGAAUACCUCGUAUCAAUACUUUGUUCCAAAAGGAUCGUCAUACCCUGGCAUAUGACAAGGGAUGGAGAGUGCGCACUGAUUUUAAACAGUAUCAAGUUUUGAAACAGAACCCUUUCUGGUGGACACACCAGCGGCAUGAUGGAAAACUAUGGAACUUAAAUAACUAUCGAACUGAUGUCAUCCAAGCCCUCGGAGGAGUGGAGGGAAUUCUUGAGCAUACCUUAUUCAAAGGAACAUACUUUCCAACUUGGGAAGGUCUGUUCUGGGAGAAGGCUUCCGGUUUUGAGGAGUCCAUGAAGUAUAAGAAGCUGACUAAUGCACAACGAUCUGGUCUCAACCAAAUUCCUAACCGUAGGUUUACCCUUUGGUGGUCACCUACAAUAAAUAGGGCCAAUGUUUAUGUGGGUUUCCAAGUGCAGUUAGAUCUAACUGGAAUAUUCAUGCAUGGGAAGAUUCCAACAUUGAAAAUAUCAUUGAUUCAGAUAUUCCGUGCUCAUUUGUGGCAAAAGGUUCAUGAAAGUGUUGUCAUGGAUCUCUGUCAAGUUUUGGAUCAGGAGUUGGAUGCCUUGGAAAUUGAGACUGUGCAAAAGGAAACCAUCCAUCCAAGGAAGAGUUAUAAAAUGAACAGUUCUUGUGCUGACAUUCUCCUCUUUGCUGCCCAUAGAUGGCCCAUGUCAAAGCCUAGUUUAGUGGCUGAGUCAAAGGAUGUGUUUGAUCAGAAAGCAAGCAAUAAGUACUGGAUAGAUGUGCAGCUCCGCUGGGGGGAUUAUGAUUCUCAUGAUAUUGAGCGUUAUACUCGUGCCAAAUUUAUGGAUUAUACAACAGAUAACAUGUCUAUUUACCCAUCUCCAACCGGGGUGAUGAUUGGUAUUGAUCUUGCUUAUAACUUGCAUUCUGCAUUUGGUAACUGGUUUCCUGGGUCAAAACCACUGCUUGCUCAGGCAAUGAAUAAGAUCAUGAAGUCAAAUCCAGCUUUAUAUGUUUUGAGAGAGCGUAUAAGGAAAGGGUUGCAGUUGUAUUCUUCAGAGCCUACAGAACCAUAUUUGUCAUCUCAAAAUUAUGGGGAAAUCUUUAGCAAUCAAAUAAUAUGGUUUGUAGAUGAUACCAAUGUGUAUCGUGUCACAAUCCAUAAGACAUUUGAAGGAAAUCUCACAACUAAACCUAUCAAUGGUGCCAUCUUCAUAUUUAAUCCGAGGACUGGGCAGCUGUUUUUAAAGGUCAUUCACACAAGUGUGUGGGCAGGACAGAAGCGUCUUGGCCAGCUGGCAAAGUGGAAAACAGCAGAAGAAGUGGCUGCUCUUGUUCGGUCUCUGCCUGUGGAAGAACAGCCAAAGCAAAUCAUUGUGACUCGUAAAGGAAUGCUGGAUCCCUUGGAGGUCCACUUGCUGGAUUUCCCCAAUAUAGUUAUUAAAGGAAGUGAACUGCAACUUCCGUUCCAGGCUUGCUUGAAGAUUGAGAAAUUUGGUGAUCUAAUCUUGAAGGCUACAGAGCCACAAAUGGUUUUGUUCAAUAUCUAUGAUGAUUGGUUGAAGAGUAUUUCCUCCUACACUGCAUUCUCCCGACUCAUUUUGAUUCUGCGUGCACUUCAUGUGAACAAUGAGAAGGCAAAAAUGUUACUAAAGCCAGACAAAACAAUUGUCACAGAGCCACAUCACAUCUGGCCUUCUCUCACUGAUGACCAAUGGAUGAAGGUUGAGGUUGCUUUGAGAGAUCUUAUACUCUCUGAUUAUGCCAAGAAGAACAAUGUGAACACAUCGGCCCUGACACAAUCUGAGAUUCGUGAUAUUAUUCUUGGAGCUGAGAUUACUCCACCUUCUCAACAGAGACAACAGAUAGCUGAGAUUGAGAAACAGGCAAAAGAAGCAAGUCAGCUGACAGCUGUCACGACAAGGACCACGAAUGUGCAUGGUGAUGAACUCAUUGUCACCACCACAAGUCCAUAUGAGCAAUCUGCAUUUGGAUCAAAGACAGAUUGGCGAGUAAGAGCAAUCUCAGCUACAAAUCUCUAUCUUCGGGUCAAUCAUAUUUAUGUGAAUUCAGAGGACAUAAAGGAAACAGGGUAUACUUACAUUAUGCCUAAAAAUAUUUUGAAGAAAUUUAUCUGCAUAGCAGAUUUGCGGACACAAAUUUCAGGUUACUUGUAUGGUAUAAGCCCACCAGACAAUCCUCAGGUUAAGGAAAUUCGCUGUAUUGCCAUGCCGCCACAGUGGGGUACCCAUCAGCAAGUGCAUCUCCCAUCUGCUCUUCCUGAGCACGAUUUCCUGAAUGAUUUGGAGCCUUUGGGAUGGAUGCAUACACAACCAAAUGAGCUGCCUCAAUUAUCACCACAGGAUCUCACUUCUCAUGCUCGGAUUCUUGAGAACAACAAGCAGUGGGAUGGAGAGAAGUGUAUCAUUCUUACCUGCAGUUUUACUCCAGGUUCUUGCUCAUUGACUGCAUAUAAGCUCACCCCAACUGGAUACGAGUGGGGUCGUGUGAACAAGGACACUGGAAGCAAUCCUCAUGGUUAUCUGCCGACGCAUUAUGAGAAGGUCCAAAUGCUUUUGAGUGACCGAUUCCUUGGUUUCUAUAUGAUUCCUGAUAACGGUCCCUGGAAUUACAACUUCAUGGGAGUGAAACAUACAGUGAGUAUGAAGUAUGGGAUCAAGCUCGGGACACCACGAGAAUACUAUCAUGAAGACCACAGGCCAACUCAUUUCCUGGAGUUCAGCAACUUAGAGGAGGGUGAGAUGGCGGAGGGAGAUCGUGAGGAUACAUUUACCUAGGCCAUGGUAUCACUGAGAUUAAGCUGUAACUCUGUAAGCUGUCUCGCUACUUUAAAAUGCUAGCAGUGUUUGCAGUCCCACUCGCGACAAAGUAGUGGUAGAUCUUUCCCCAGUUGUAAUAGUUCAUGUAGCUUUUGAUAAAGAUUUUGUAACUCAGUCCCGGUGAAGGCAUUGUGCUAUUUGUGUUUACAGUAAGUUGUAAAUAUGAGAACAAGGUUCAUAUUAUUGUUUUUGAAAUCCUAGUCUGACUCCUUUCUA